This is a messenger RNA of Coccidioides posadasii C735 delta SOWgp, 837 nucleotides long. The record is from RefSeq and is a predicted model, not a curated record. Lineage: Eukaryota; Fungi; Ascomycota; Eurotiomycetes; Onygenales; Onygenaceae.
GAAAAUACAAGAGGAAAAAGGAAACUUUUUUUUCCUCUUCUUUAGGGGGUUUGGUUGAUCUGCAACCUAAACAAAGAGCAUUUUGUUGUCAGCGGACAUGGCGGUGCCAGGAUGGGAAUUGAAUUCACAAAACCAAGGAGUACUCUUGCCCCAUACCCUGUACGGAGUACACCCCAAAUCUUUGCUCAAUACAAGGCAACGUGCAGAAAAGAUUCAGCAUACUCCGGCAGCUUACGCAGGAGAGUUCCAAUUUUAGCUCUUCAAUGAAUUUUAUAUGAGACAAACUGCAAACAAAGGCUGACGAGUUGUCUUCGCUGCUAGAGUUGGAUACCGCAGAGCGAAAGAGAGGUGCAAACCUGAGUGACGCAUGUCAACGUCUACCAUGUCAUUGGUGCGCAUAUUUUGUCCUCUGCCUAGCAAAGCCUUAGACAAGUGAAUGCUCGGCGAGCAAGGUCCGGUAUGUUUGUACCAGGAUGACACAUUCUCGAAGACUAGUUUGUGGCUGUGGUGUUUCAAUCGUGGCCCAAGUACUCUGUACACGCAGUCACUUUCGAUGGAAGAGAUGGAAUUGCCGACAGAGAGUUGUGCCAGAACACACACUUCAUUCAGCAAGCCGCCCCGGUAAAUUCGUUUAUGCUCGGGCGGGAGAAUUUACAAAUCUGUCAAAGCCCGAAGACCAGCCUCCGUUUUUAACUCCACCUGAAGUCCCAGGGUCUUCGUUAAGAAAUUGACCAAAAUAACCUACCGCAUUGUUGGAUUAACUAAAUGGCUGCGGAUCCCAGGCGACUUGCUAGGGGGAACGGGACUGAUCGGAAUUCAACGCCACACAAAGUGGAC